ACAAUCGGUAACUAUAAAAAUGAGUCACAAGACUCGUUAUGGUGUACAUAACUAUUUUCGAAAAAAAUGUACUUAAUACAUACUUGUUUAAGCGGCUAGACUCCCUAGCGAGGAGAUAACGGUAGAGGACACAGUUACCGACAAAAUGAGAUGAAAACAUAGGUUUACCAGAAUUAGAAUUACCGCUUCUAAACCGCCAUAUUGAAUUUUAGUUCGUCCAAGUUUGCAGCUAGUUCAAAUGGCAGUCAAAACAGUGCCCCAAAAAUUUACUAACAUUCGAGCUAGUGACGAGCUAAAUACCGGGCUGCACGGAUUUCGUUACAUCGUCGCCAGUAGAACCAAAUUCGAGAGAACAAUAUGGUUUGCGAUUUGCAUGGCAGCGAUCGGGUUCUGUGUGUUGCUGAUGAUGCGGCUGUGGGACCAUUAUUCGGACAAUCCUACGGUGACGAUCAUCGACACGUCGAACCCGAUCAAGGAUCUGCAGUUUCCGGGGAUUACGAUAUGUAAUAACAAUAAGGUUUAUAGGAGACACGCUAAUAUAAUCGCGAGAAAAUUGCUGAUGAAUGGAUUCGAUAUCAGCAUGACCAAUAGAUUGUUUUCUUCCUUGAUGAAACUUAUACGACCAGACAAGAUCGAGAUCGAUAACACAACCGCGAUGUGGGCCCUGGACACCCUUGAUUACUCGGUCGAAAAACUGAUGUUUGAGUUGAUGCAACCUUGCGGAGCAAUGUUGGUCAGAUGCGCUUGGCUCGGUCAGAUCUAUAAUUGCAACAAAAUCUUCAAAAUCGUGAAAGCGAACGAGGGCUUCUGCUGCGGCUUCAAUUAUCACUACGACCUUUCGAAAGUUUACAAAAACGACGCAUCAUGGCUGGAGAACAUCACUACAUCCGAAGAAGUUGCCGAGCCGGAAGGAACUUCGGAGUUUUUACCGGGUGUCGCAGAAAUUUUGCGUGCACCGGGAGCUGGCCGUGAUAUUGGUUUAUCGGUCGCCCUGAACAUCGACGCUGCGAACUAUAAAAGCUCGAUAAGAAUGUUCGUCGGUGCCAAUGUGUUAGUACACGAUCCGAUAGAUUAUCCGGAUGUCGGGGCGCAAACCUCAUCCCUGGUUCCGGGCCACGUAAUGACGUUGACGCUUUCCGGGACGAAAGUGAGCAGCUCGGACAACAUGCGCAACAUACCGUUGGACAAAAGGAUGUGUUUGUUCGACGGCGAAAGUCCCGGGGAACGGAAGUACAGUUACCAGACAUGCAUCUCAGAGUGCACCCUGAAAAAUGCUUACAAACCCUGCGGAUGUUUGCCGUUUUUCUUCCCAGACAGCCAUCCAGAAAUUCGGACAUGUUAUUUAACCGAUGUGGAUUGCAUCUUGACCCAUAGGAACACUAUGUCGGAGCAGCAGCUGUCCCACAGGGACAGCGAUUGUAAUUGCCUUCCGCAGUGCAACGACGAGACGUUCGAGGUAGUCAGCGAAUCGAUUCGAUUAAACGAAUUAGAUUAUGACACCGAGCUUACGCAAGGUUUGAAUGUAAAUACUACCUCGUUCCUCUACGUGUAUUUCCGGGAUGGCUCGUAUCUAGAGUACCGCAAGGAAACCAUCCUUGGCUGGGAUAGUCUACUCGCUUCUUUUGGCGGAAUCUUCGGCCUCUGUCUGGGCGGCUCAGUCUUGAGUUUCGUCGAGUUUCUUUAUUACCUGAUUUCGGAGAUGCUCGCCGCCCGCAAGAAGAAAUGCGAAUUGCGAGACGAAAAUCUGCCGCCAGCGUCCAUGUUAUUUGUCUCGAGACCGGCGAAUAAGGACUUGGGAAAGACUGACAAAUGUUUGUUUUACGUCCGGAACGAACAGUUUCCACGGCGCAGCCAGAGAAGCACUUUCAAUUUUAAAAAUGAUGGUGUCCGACCGGUUCGUGAGUAACAUUGUCGCAGACAAUGAAACGGUCUCGCGAAAAUAAGAGUUGCUGAACUUUAUUAGAACGUUGUUUCAUCACCUCGGCGACGUUUGAUUCUUGAAACAUCGCGAUGUUAUAGGAAUUCGCAGUUCUAAACUGAGUACAGCGUCCCGAAAAUCUCGACUUUAGGUUCGAGAUUUAAUUUAAGGUACAGUUUCACAUCGAAAUUGUAAUUGAGAUGUACGCGCACGUGGAAUUCUUUAGUUUGGAAUUAAUUAUAUUGCGCGUGGACAUUAACAUUUACCAUAGCUUAAUUUAUUUCACGUGGAACGCACGGGGUGACGUCAGCAGAGUGCAUGCAUUGCGCAUAAAUUUGAAAAUAUUUCGCUCGCGUAUACCUAAAAAGAUUAUAAACUUCGUGAAAUUACAUUUGACGUAUUCCGCCGGCGAAAUAUCAAUAAUAAAUGAAUACGAGAUGCUCGUCCCAAUUCACGUUUUCACACAUUAAAUCUUUGAAACGGUGCAAUGGAACGAAAUACAAAUUUCUGCUGUUAUUUCAUAAUUCCUUUCGAUCAUAAUUACACAAUUUAUUAAUUUAUUUAUCGUAUUUUAACAUGCGCAAAGCAUGGAACAUCAAUUUAACAUCGAUUCGUUCGAAAAGAGAUGUUACACCGGUAUGUUCCUUCGGUGACUAACACCGACUAUUCACAUUUUCAAUGCUAACAAUGGAUCGAAAUUCGUGAAUGUAGCUUACGCAUGUGCAAACAAAUCUGCAGAGCUUCAUAAAGAUAUGUUAAUUAGUUAUCGUAAGGAAAAUCAUCAACAUUCAUUCUUAGAGGCACCGAUCCAUCGUGUCACCUUAAAUUAAUCUUUAAGAAUUUAUUACACGAAAACUAAAUGAGCUACACAGUUAAAAAAUGUAUGGCAAUGUACUCGUGCAUGAUUCAACAAUAUAGACAAAUGUUGCAACAUGUUA
Molecule: messenger RNA, 2856 nt
Organism: Megalopta genalis
Lineage: Eukaryota; Metazoa; Arthropoda; Insecta; Hymenoptera; Halictidae
Source: RefSeq, a predicted model, not a curated record